This is a messenger RNA of Rhagoletis zephyria (snowberry fruit fly), 966 nucleotides long. Its product is annotated as cytochrome c oxidase subunit 4 isoform 1, mitochondrial-like. The record is from RefSeq and is a predicted model, not a curated record. Lineage: Eukaryota; Metazoa; Arthropoda; Insecta; Diptera; Tephritidae. Gene Ontology annotation, cellular component: respiratory chain complex IV. Gene Ontology annotation, biological process: mitochondrial electron transport, cytochrome c to oxygen.
ACAGCUGCUGAUGGCUUUAAUGGCGAAAUAAAAGUGUUAAUUACAACAACAUAAUUAUAUUCGGUGCCGAAACAGGCGCGUUGCUCAUUAUAAAAAAAAAAACAAAUUUAACCAUAGCAACUUGUAGUCAAUCUACUUCUGGAGUGUGAAACAAUUAAUCAUUUUGAUAACUUUCAACUCACGUCAACUGACGUCAGUUUCAACAACGUCAAAUAGAAAAAUCACACAAAUUUCAAAUAUUUUCAACAAUUUAAAACAAAAAGCCUUUUACUUAUCGAUCUCCCAAAAGACUUUCCACCCAGAUCGUAAAAAUGCAAUCACGACAACAACAACAACAGCUUUUCUGGCGCUUUGCAAACCAAUUUCGUGUGCGCCGCCACACUCACAGAGAUCAGGUGAUGGAACGCAUAGGUAAGCGUGAAAUAGUCGGUUAUGGUUGGAAUGGUUCACCCUGUUAUGCUGAUCGUUUGGACUACCCGAUGCCAGCGGUGCGCUUUCGUGAGCCUGACGCUGAAAUGUGUGCGCUCCGCGAAAAGGAAACUGGCGAUUGGCGUAAGCUAACCACCGAUGAGAAGAAACAGCUCUAUCGUUAUAGCUUCUGUAAGACAUUUGCCGAAAUGAAAGCACCCAGCUCCGAUUGGAAAUUUUGUGUAGGUGUCGCUUUAAUCGUUUGCUCACUGGGUGUAUGGCUAUCACUAUCAUAUUUUCAUGGCGUAUACCCUGAAUAUCCAGUAACUUUCGAUGAGAAGCGUCGUAGUGCACAACUUAAACGUAUGAUAGCACUGGAAGUGAAUCCGGUUACUGGACUGGCGUCUAAGUGGGAUUACGAAAAAGAACGUUGGAAGUAGGCAGUGUUGAAUGCAAAAUCAACAAACACAAAACCAUUGAAGCAUUUUUUUUUGUCUGCAAAUGUUACAAGAUAGUAGAAAUAGUAAUAAAGAGAUCUUGUUUGCUCUCUGAAAACAA